AUGUCGCAGCCACGGCGCAUGACGCUUGCGUCGCUGGACACGAACCAGCCUGCGGCGGCGCCCAAGGCGAUGAAGCCGCCGCCGGUUUCGAAUAGACCACGUAUGUCGGUGGUGCGGCGGCAGAGCGCGCUUCCCCCCACCACGUCCCCCCGCCGCUCGAUCGCACGGCCCUCGAUGUCUGGGCGCCGCUCGUUUGCCGGGCGCUUGUCGAUGGUGCCCGGGAUGAGCGUCCCUGCGGUGCCCGCCAAGGACAUGCGCCUGCGCAGCAAGGCGGCGCGCCCGAUGAUGGAGGCGGACCUGUCGGCCUUUUUGGACCGCACCGGCUUUGUGACGCCCCACGCGAACCACAACUCGCGACUCGUGCAUGAGCCGACGCAGCAGGCGUUUAUGGACAUGUUCAAGCAUGUGUACCGUGUGUGCAUUGACGGGGAGUACAAGUUUGACGAGGGCAAAAAGUUUGACGACGAGACGCAGCAGCUGCUGCGUGAUCUGCAGUACCCCUUCCUCGAGGACCUGACCAAGACCAAGCUCAUGGCCGCCGGCUCGCACCAGAACUGGCCGGUGUGCCUCGCGAUGCUCGACUGGAUCGUGCGCAUGGGCACGAUGCUAAACUCGGUCGGCUACGGGCCCCUGGAGCGCACCGACGACAAUGAGCUGCACGCCAUCUUUUUCCCCUACCUCUGGCGGUGCUACGACCUGUUUUGGACGCAGGAGGUCGACGAAUUUCCGCAGCAGACGGCCGAGCUCAAGGAGAGCUUCCGCGCAAAGAACCAAGAGCUCGCCACGAGCACCGCCGACCUCGAGGCGCAGCACGCCGCGCUCCAAGGCGAGUACAACCGCCUGAUGCACGCCUGGCCGCGCGUGCGCGAGGAGAAAGAGGGCAAGGUCCUCCUGAAAGAUAUCCACGCCUUUAAUGACUACCGCGAGACCAAGCUCCUUCCCCGCAUGGAAAAGACGCGGCGGCAUAUCGCGCGGCUCGAGGCCGAGGUCGCCGAGACCGUCGACGAGCUCCAGCACAAGCGGCGCGAGCUGGCGCGCGCAGCGAGCGAGGUCGAGGCACAGGGCGUGUCGGACGACGCGUACGAGCGCCUCGCCGCCGAGCGCGAGCAGCUCACGAGCCUCCUCCAGGACAUCCAGGCGCAGCGAAAAGGCGCACACGAGCGGUGCGACAAGACCGAGGUCGAGCUUACGCGGAAGCAGGACCUGGUCGAGUCGCGCCUCGCCGCAUUCCACAAGGGCGCCGAGCGCAUCGCACUCGCGAUGCCCGAUGGCGUGCAGCGUGCGCAGAUCGCCCUGCACCCCGCGCAUCCGACGACGAUGCUGCCGCCGGGGGUGAGCAUGUCCCCGGUCCUCGCCAAGAUCAAGGACGCGCAUACCCGCCACACCACGCGCGCGACCGACCUCGAGUCGGAGCGCGCCGCACGCGCGGCCGCCGGCGAGGCGCUGCGCGCCGACGUCGUGCGCCUUCACCGCGAGCACCGCGCGCGGGAGAAGCGCCUCGCGGCGCUCUCCGACGAGCUCGCCACGCUGACGCGCGACGCGGCGGACGAGGAGAGUGCCGCGGCGAAGCUCAUUGCCCAAAAGCGCACGUUUGUCCAGGGCCAGCACCAGGCGAGCGCCGCGCGGCUGCAGCACGCAAAGGGCCGCCUCGCCGAGGUCGAGGCGGAGCUUGCGCAGCUCGACGAGGGUCUCCAGGCGGAACGCCAGGCGAUCGACUGCGACAUGUACGACGCACUCCAUACCCUCCUCGACCUCAAGGAGCUCGUCAAGAACGGGCUGCAAGAGAUCGAGUACGCCGUCACGGCGCAGUCCAAGCCAUAG
This is a messenger RNA of Malassezia japonica, 1821 nucleotides long. It is a transcript of the gene NDC80, whose product is annotated as kinetochore-associated Ndc80 complex subunit ndc80. The transcript has a single exon. NCBI's taxonomy places the organism in Eukaryota, Fungi, Basidiomycota, Malasseziomycetes, Malasseziales, Malasseziaceae. The record is from RefSeq and is a predicted model, not a curated record. Bases 1 to 1821 code for a protein of 606 amino acids. Gene Ontology annotation, biological process: attachment of mitotic spindle microtubules to kinetochore. Gene Ontology annotation, cellular component: Ndc80 complex.